AUGCCUCUGAAAGGCUUACUGCGCCACGUUACUAUGGCAGGACCCAAGGGCAAGACAGCGUCUUCCUCCUCCUCUUCCAAAACUCCCCCAAGCUUUCCCCAAUUCCCCAACCUACCUCUAGAGAUCCGCCAGAAAAUAUGGCGUGAGACAAUUCCUGGACCCCGCGUCAUGCUCAUCACCCUCUCAAAAUCGAAACCGGGAAUAGCAACCACAAAGCCUGCAUCCUACGGCGGUCGUCACCCAGCACUUCUCUCCGUCGACCGAGUCUCACGCGCUGAAGGUCUUCGCAUUUUGCAUCCCAGAUUCAAUGCAUUCUGGAAUUUUGAUCUCGAUAUCCCGUAUUUCGAAAUCAAGGAUAAUUCCGACGACAAUGUGGUUCUCUUGGCGCAGCUGGCGAGGGAGGGCUUGCUCAAUGAGUUUAGGACUAUUGCUGUUGAUUGGAUGUUGUGGAGGUGGCAGAUGGCGACUCAAACUAUGGAAUUCAGGGUUACUUUUGGGAAUAAGUUUGGGGGUUAUGAACACCCGAUCAUAACAAUCAAUGCGCUCCCCAAUAUCAAGAGAUGCAGCUUCAUUUAUACGGACCAUACGCUACAAGCUGAUCUGGUCACUGGCAAACCCUGGUCUCUUGGUCUCAUGACUGAACAGACUGCUCUCACUGACGAGUGGGCUGUCGUUGAGGCUGACAUGGCUCGACAAGUCGCGAAGCUGAAGGAAACGGGUAAGAUCGGAGAAUGGAAUCCACUGAAUAUCAAGUUACGGAGAGGCGUGGAGAUUGACUUCUGUGGCAUACAUGGGAGAGAGAGGGAGUGUUUACCCAAGGAUAAACUGAAAAGACCAUUGGCUGGGUGGGAGAUGGAUUGGUUUGGCUGA
This is a messenger RNA of Cadophora gregata, 870 nucleotides long. RefSeq lists its product as uncharacterized. The coding region runs from base 1 to 870 and encodes 289 amino acids. The transcript is spliced from 2 exons. Lineage: Eukaryota; Fungi; Ascomycota; Leotiomycetes; Helotiales; Ploettnerulaceae. The record is from RefSeq and is a predicted model, not a curated record.